Molecule: messenger RNA, 2952 nt
Organism: Chaetomium globosum CBS 148.51
Lineage: Eukaryota; Fungi; Ascomycota; Sordariomycetes; Sordariales; Chaetomiaceae
Exons: 3
Coding region: 1-2952 (983 amino acids)
Biological process (GO): peptide catabolic process; proteolysis
Cellular component (GO): cytoplasm
Molecular function (GO): zinc ion binding; metalloaminopeptidase activity; peptide binding
Source: RefSeq, a predicted model, not a curated record
AUGAGUUCCUUGCGUCUUCUUGCCAGAGCAAGGUUUUUAGUUCCGUCGCCGUCUCUCAACUACGUGCCUCGGUCAAGCCGCCUCUCUGUGCUUACUGCAGUUGCUCACUCGCAUAUUUCUCGUCUGAGACCCUUGUCCUCGCUCUCGCUAUCUUCGAAGCCCCCACCAAGAAGUUGCAAACUACCCCUCCGCCCCGCGUUUGCCUCUGCCCCCGCACCACUCAUCGUCAGCUCCCGGCGGUAUUGCUCCCACGCAUCGUUCAGACACAGACUCGCAAACAUGACGGACCGAGAUAUCCUCCCGGAUACCUUUAAGCCUGCUCAUUAUGACCUCGUGAUUAAAGACCUCGACUUCAAAAACUGGUCCUACAAGGGCAGCGUCAGGAUCGAUGGCGAGCUGGUCAAGCCGACCAAGGAUAUCGUGCUAAACACUCUGGAGCUCAAGCUACUCAACUCCAAUAUUGUCGUUACUCAGGGCAAGAGUGAACAGUCAUGGGAGUCGACCACUUUCGCCGAGGAUACCAAGACGCAGCGGUCCACCAUCACCUUCCCCGAGGAACUGCCCGUGUCCACCAAUGUCUCGUUGACCAUCGACUUCACCGGCGAGCUCAACCAUGACAUGGCUGGCUUCUACCGCAGCCAGUACAAGCCUGCUGCCCCGGCCGCCCCGAGCGUGCCCCGCGAUGACGAGUUCCACUACAUGCUGAGCACCCAGUUCGAGGCAUGCGAUGCACGCCGUGCGUUUCCCUGCUUCGACGAACCGAACCUCAAGGCAACCUUUGACUUGGCCCUCGAGAUCCCGGAGGACCAGGUGGCCUUGUCCAACAUGCCCCAGAAGGAAACGAAGCCUGUGGAUGGAGGCAAGAAGGUCGUCUCUUUCGAGCGCAGUCCGGUCAUGAGCACUUACCUCCUUGCGUGGGCCGUUGGAGACUUUGAGUAUGUUGAGGCCUUCACAGACCGCGAAUACAAUGGCAAGAAGUUGCCCGUUCGUGUCUACACCACGCGCGGGCUGAAGGAGCAGGGCCGGUGGGCGCUGGAGCAUGCUCCCAAGAUCAUCGACUACUUCUCGGAACAGUUUGAGAUCGACUACCCUCUUCCCAAGAGCGACAUUCUUGCCGUGCACGAGUUCACCCACGGCGCCAUGGAGAACUGGGGUCUGGUCACAUACCGGAUGACGGCUAUCCUAUUCGAUGAGAAGCUUUCGGAGGCCAGGUUCCGCAACAGGAUUGCUUACGUCGUUGCCCACGAACUUGCCCACCAGUGGUUUGGUAACCUCGUAACCAUGGACUGGUGGGACGAGCUCUGGCUCAAUGAAGGUUUCGCCACCUGGGCCGGUUGGCUGGCGACCGACCAUCUGCACCCUGACUGGGAGGUCUGGCCGCAGUUCAUCAACGAGGGCAUGGACCAGGCCUUCUCGCUCGAUAGCGUUCGGUCGUCUCACCCCAUCCAAGUCGAGGUCCGCGAUGCCCUCGACGUCAACCAGAUCUUUGACAAGAUUAGCUACCUAAAGGGCUGCUCCAUGAUCCGCAUGUUGGCGUCCAACCUCGGCAAUAAGACGUUCCUGAAGGGCAUCGCCAUUUACCUCAAGAAGAAUGCCUAUGGCAAUGCCAAGACGGAGGUUUUGUGGGACUCGCUCAGUGAGGCGUCUGGCGUUGAUGUCAACAGCAUGAUGAAACCCUGGAUCGAAAAGAUUGGCUUUCCCGUACUGAGCAUCACCGAGGGCAAGCAGCAGAUUUCCGUCAAGCAAUCCCGCUUCCUCUCCACCGGCGACGUCAAGCCCGAGGACGACCAAACCACCUGGUGGGUACCGCUAGCCGUCAAAGGCAAGGUUGGCUCCGAGGGCAUCGAGCCACUCACUCUUACGACGAAAGAGGCGACUUUCGACGGCAUCAGCGAGGAGUUCUACCAGUUGAACUCUAAUGCCACCGGCUUUUACCGCGUCAACUACCCCGAGUCCCGUCUCAAGCUCCUUGGUACCCAACUGGAUCACCUCACAACCGAGGACAAAAUCUUCAUCACAGGCUCCGCCGCCGACCUUGCAUUCUCCGGUUACGCCACAACCGGGGCCCUUCUCUCCUUCAUCCAAGGCCUCAAGGGCGAGACUCACUACCGUGUCCUCAGCCAGGCUUUGGACUCUAUUGGCACCCUCAAGUCCAUCUUCGGUGAUGAUGAACAGAUUAAGAAUGGCUUGGCGAAGCUUACACUGGAGUUGAUCGAUAAAGCGCUAAAGCAAGUCGGCUGGGAGAGCGCCAAGGAUGAGGACUUCAACACCGGCUUGCUGCGCAAGCGGCUGCUUCUCACCGCUGUUGUGAACUCGCACGAAGAGGUCACCGCCGCCGCUUUCGAGCGCUGGUCCGCCUACCAAUCCAACCCCUCCGCCUCCCCCAUCCCCGCUGACUUGCGUGCCCCCAUCUACCGCGCCGCCAUCCUCAAGGACCCUUCAGCCACGGUCAAGGCUCUCAAGCAUGAGUGGUUCACCACGCCCGCCAUCGACGGCAAGGAGAUCUGCCUUCAGGCCCUCGGGCACACGGGCGACGAGGACAUCAUCAAGACGACCCUCCUCCCCUUCCUCUUCAACACCUCCCCGCCCGCAGCUGCCACCGACGUCAUCCCGCCCGGCGACAUGCACAUCUUCGCAGGCGUCCUGUCCACCAACCGCACCGGCCGGCCGCUGCUUUGGGCUUUCCUGCGGGACAACUGGGAUCAGUUCAACGCCAAGCUGGGCGGAAACCCAAUUCUGGUCGACCGCAUGGUGAAUGUCAGCCUGCCGAGGUUCACGGAUACCGAGACCCUGGCUGAUAUUGAGCGCUUCUUUGGCCCUGGAGGGGUCAGCACCAAGGGCUUCGACCGCACGCUGGAGCAGGUCAAGGACAAGAUUCGGGGCCGUGCCGCCUACAAGGCGAGGGAUACUGAGGGUGUCAGGGCCUGGCUUGUGGGGAAUGGUUACGCAUAA